This is a messenger RNA of Sorex fumeus (smoky shrew), 1732 nucleotides long. It is a transcript of the gene CELF5, whose product is annotated as CUGBP Elav-like family member 5. Gene Ontology annotation, molecular function: mRNA binding. Gene Ontology annotation, biological process: regulation of alternative mRNA splicing, via spliceosome; mRNA splice site recognition. Lineage: Eukaryota; Metazoa; Chordata; Mammalia; Eulipotyphla; Soricidae. Bases 63 to 1559 code for a protein of 498 amino acids. Gene Ontology annotation, cellular component: cytoplasm; ribonucleoprotein complex; nucleus. The transcript is spliced from 13 exons. The record is from RefSeq and is a predicted model, not a curated record.
GCGGGGGCGCGCCGGCCGCUCCAGCUGCGAGUCCGCCCGCCGCCCUCGGCCGCGCCGCCGCCAUGGCCCGCCUGACCGAGAGCGAGGCGCGCCGGCAGCAGCGGCCCUCGCCGGUGGGCCCCGAGCCCCCCGGGCCGCAGCCGGACGGCGCCAAGGACCUGGACGCUAUCAAGCUCUUCGUGGGCCAGAUCCCCCGCAACCUGGACGAGAAGGACCUGAAGCCGCUCUUCGAGCAGUUCGGGCGCAUCUACGAGCUCACGGUGCUCAAGGACCCCUACACGGGCCUGCACAAAGGUUGUGCCUUUCUUACCUACUGUGCCCGGGACUCCGCCAUCAAAGCUCAGACCGCCCUGCAUGAACAGAAGACCUUGCCCGGGAUGGCGCGGCCAAUCCAGGUGAAGCCUGCGGACAGCGAGAGCCGUGGAGGUAGGGACCGGAAGCUGUUUGUGGGGAUGCUAAACAAGCAGCAGUCGGAGGAGGACGUGCUGCGGCUGUUCCAGCCCUUCGGGGUCAUCGAUGAGUGCACAGUGCUCCGGGGGCCAGAUGGCAGCAGCAAAGGCUGUGCUUUUGUGAAGUUCUCAUCCCACACAGAGGCCCAAGCGGCCAUCCACGCCCUUCAUGGCAGCCAAACCAUGCCGGGCGCCUCGUCCAGUCUGGUGGUCAAGUUUGCGGACACGGACAAGGAGCGGACUCUGAGACGCAUGCAGCAGAUGGUGGGACAGCUGGGAAUCCUGACCCCGUCUCUCACCCUGCCCUUCAGCCCCUACAGUGCCUACGCCCAGGCUCUCAUGCAGCAGCAGACAACCGUCCUGUCCACCUCGGGCAGCUACCUGAGCCCUGGCGUGGCCUUCUCGCCUUGCCACAUCCAGCAGAUUGGUGCCGUCAGCCUUAACGGGCUGCCUGCCACGCCUAUCGCCCCCACCUCUGGAUUGCACUCACCACCGCUGCUUGGCACUGCUGCUGUGCCCGGCCUCGUGGCCCCCAUUCCCAAUGGUUUCGCGGGGGUGAUGCCAUUUCCUGGUGGGCACCCAGCCCUUGAGACCGUCUAUGCCAAUGGCCUCGUGCCCUACCCAGCUCAGAGCCCUACGGUGGCUGAGACCCUCCAUCCUGCCUUCUCCGGAGUUCAGCAGUACACAGCCAUGUACCCCACUGCGGCCAUCACGCCCAUCGCCCACAGCGUCCCCCAGCCGCCGCCCCUCCUGCAGCAGCAGCAGCGAGAAGGUCCCGAGGGCUGUAACCUGUUUAUCUACCACCUCCCUCAGGAGUUUGGAGACACGGAGCUGACCCAGAUGUUCCUGCCCUUCGGCAAUAUCAUCUCCUCCAAGGUGUUCAUGGAUCGAGCCACCAACCAGAGCAAAUGUUUUGGAGCCGGCCGGAGCUCAGAGGACGACCACCCUGCCCACCUUCGCGGCCCCACCCCGGUCUCUGCAGGCUUCGUGAGUUUUGACAACCCGGCCAGCGCGCAGACGGCCAUCCAGGCCAUGAACGGCUUCCAGAUCGGCAUGAAGAGGCUCAAGGUGCAGCUGAAGCGUCCCAAAGACGCGGGACACCCCUACUGACCCCCCACAGCCGCCCUGAGGCUGCGGGCUGGGCCCAGGUGAGGGGCGUCCCCACCCGGAGGGUUUCUGCUUCCCGCCGACCCUGGACAUUUCUGUAAAUGAAGCCGAGUUUGGACACCAGCCCCCCGCCCCCACCCCCACCCCCACUCCCGCCCCCCCCCGCCGCUGUCUCC